Mesocricetus auratus (golden hamster) is the source of this 1434-nucleotide messenger RNA. It is a transcript of the gene Apoa4, whose product is annotated as apolipoprotein A4. The transcript is spliced from 3 exons. Gene Ontology annotation, molecular function: phosphatidylcholine-sterol O-acyltransferase activator activity; phospholipid binding; cholesterol binding. The coding region runs from base 108 to 1271 and encodes 387 amino acids. Gene Ontology annotation, biological process: phospholipid efflux; triglyceride homeostasis; high-density lipoprotein particle assembly. Lineage: Eukaryota; Metazoa; Chordata; Mammalia; Rodentia; Cricetidae. Gene Ontology annotation, cellular component: extracellular region; high-density lipoprotein particle; blood microparticle. The record is from RefSeq and is a predicted model, not a curated record.
GGCUCUGCCUGCACUCAGUUCCACAGCGACACAGGCGAACCGUUUCUUCUCACUCCAGGAAGCAUCCAGUGUAGCCGAGACUGUCGCAGCCCAGUGAGGAGCCCAGGAUGUUCCUGAAGGCUGUGGUGGUGACCCUGGCCCUGGUGGCUAUCACCAGCACCCGGGCUGAGGUCAGUGCGGACCAGGUUUCCACUGUGAUGUGGCAAUUCUUCACUCAGCUGAGCAACAACGCCAAGGAGGCUAUGGAGCAAGUCCAGAAGUCAGACAUCACCCAGCAGCUCAACACCCUCUUCCAGGACAAACUUGGGGACAUGAAUACAUAUGCAGAUGACCUGCAGAAGAAGCUGCUGCCCUUUGCCAUAGAAAUGAACGAGCGCCUGACCAAGGAUGCAGUAAAGGUAAAGGAAGAGAUUCAAAGGGAGCUAGAGGACCUGCGUACCCGCAUGAUGCCCCACGCCAACACAGUGAGCCAGACAUUCGGGGACAGCGUGCAGAAGCUGCAGCAGCACCUGAUGCCCUAUGCUACAGGGCUGCAAGCCAAGGUCAACACACAGGUCCAGGAACUGAAGGACCAGCUGACCCCCUACAUGCAGCGCAUGCAGACCACAGUCCAGGAGAACAUGGACAACCUGCAGGCCUCAAUGACACCCUAUGCCAACGAGUUCAAGGACAAGUUUAACCAGAAUGUGGAAGAGCUCAAGGGGCACCUGACCCCCCGUGUGACCGAGCUGAAGGCCACCAUCGACCAGAACCUGGAGGAUCUGCGCAGCAGCCUGGCCCCUCUCGCGGAAGGUGCGCAGGAGAAACUCAACCACCAGCUGGAGGGCCUGGCCUUCCAGAUGAAGAAGAACGCCGAGGAGCUUCAGACCAAGGUCUCCGCCAAGGUCGACCAGCUGCAGAAGAAACUGGCCCCGCUGGUGGAAGACGUGCACAGCAAGCUGAGAGGCAACACCGAGGGGCUGCAGAAGUCUCUGGAAGACCUGAACAGCCAGCUGGACCAGCAGGUGGAGGAGUUCCGGCGCACCGUGGAGCCCUUGGGGGAGAUGUUCAACAAGGCUCUGGUGCAGCAGAUGGAGCAGUUCAGGCAGCAGCUGGGCUCCAAUCCGGGGGACGUGCAAGGCCACUUGAGCUUCCUGGAGAAGAACCUGAGGGAAAAAGUCAGCUCCUUUAUGGGCAGCCUAGGGAAGAAGGAGAGCCCAGACCAGCCCCUGGCCCUCCCCCUCCCCGAGCAAGUCCAGGAGCAGAUGCAGCCCAACCCCGUGGAGAGCUGAGCUGUCCCUGGUGCCCUCAACCCGUCAGAGCGGCAGACACCUGCCCUGCCCCACCACCUGUCUGCCAAUCUGUCCCGAAGCACUCCUUGUACAUGCUUGAGGACACGUGUCCCGCAGAAGAUGAUGCCUCAUCUCGCUACUCAAUAAAGCUACUGAGAAAUUA